Messenger RNA from Lymnaea stagnalis (great pond snail), 353 nucleotides. NCBI's taxonomy places the organism in Eukaryota, Metazoa, Mollusca, Gastropoda, Lymnaeidae. The record is from the annotation of a GenBank genome assembly.
CGCUGAUGGCUUUCUGCAAACUGAUCAGUCUCUUGGUUGAAAGCGAUCUUCUCCAUGUAGAAACGGUUUACAGGAAAUUGGUCCACUCAAGAGAAAACAAGAACCUGGAUAUGUCAGCCAAGAUGAUGGUCAACAAAAUUCUAGUCAAGGUGCUUGAACUUCUUUGGGAAAAUUCAAUCUCACCCGAGCCACAAAGUUACAGUCUUCCAAGGUUGUUAGCAUUGGUUGAGGAUAUGGCUUCAACACUAAUGACUGCUGUCAAAACUGAUCAGCACAAUGUUUUGGUCGAUCUUGCAAAGUUAUUGAAGAGCACUUUUGGGAGUGUGCUCAAUUUAGACAAUUUUAAUCAGUAA